Molecule: messenger RNA, 258 nt
Organism: Medioppia subpectinata
Lineage: Eukaryota; Metazoa; Arthropoda; Arachnida; Sarcoptiformes; Oppiidae
Source: the annotation of a GenBank genome assembly
AUGGCCGAGCGGUAUAACAUCCACUCUCAGUUGGAGCACUUGCAGUCCAAGUACAUCGGCACCGGUCACGCGGACACAUCCAAGUAUGAAUGGCUGGUCAAUCAGCACAGGGACACCAUCGCCUCAUACCUCGGUCACUACGAUCUCUGCAACUUCUUCGCCAUCGCCGAGAAUGAGACCAAACAGCGGAUCAAAUUCAAUCUGAUGGAGAAAAUGAUACAACCGUGUGGUCCGCCUCCUGACAAACACGAGGACUAG